CCCACCGUUACAGGAUCACAAUGAGACUGUGGGUUCUCUCCUGCUUGGUUGCAGCAGCUGCCGCCAGUCCCUUGGAUAGAAAGCCCGAAGAUGUAAAACUAUUUUUCUACGAAAAUUAUAAUCCCGGCGGCAACAAGGGUUUUCGCACUAUUUAUGAGCAGAGCGAUGGUACAAUCGUCCAGGCUCAAGGCGAUCUAGUCAAAGUGGUCAACGACGGUAAAGAGGUGGAGACCUUGGUCAUCAAUGGAAGCUACUCCUUCUACAUCGACGGCGUGAAAUACACAGUGCGUUACACGGCCGACCAGAAUGGAUACCAGCCUACGAUUAUAACAGGAACCGAGAAGCCACUUGGCGCUGCUAUACCAGGUCCAAUACUCGCUAGCAUACUGGGUGCUGGGUAA
Molecule: messenger RNA, 401 nt
Organism: Cydia splendana
Lineage: Eukaryota; Metazoa; Arthropoda; Insecta; Lepidoptera; Tortricidae
Product: flexible cuticle protein 12-like
Exons: 3
Coding region: 21-401 (126 amino acids)
Cellular component (GO): chitin-based extracellular matrix
Molecular function (GO): structural constituent of chitin-based larval cuticle
Source: RefSeq, a predicted model, not a curated record